CUUGAUCAUCUCAAGCAGCUAGCAUUGUUUCUUAGUUGCAAUUGUUGAGUUAGAAAUAUCCCAUUUUGUUUUUGACCCUUAGAUCUCAUCUCAACAUCCAUUCCAUAACAUGACUUCCGCAUGCAAUAAGAAUCCCAAGCCCAUUGCGGUUCGUUUCUUUAAAAACAUCUUCAGAGCAAGUCUUGCACAUGGAUUACUUAAGCUCCCAACAAUUUUCACUAAAAAAUACGGAGAUGGAAUGUCAAACCCUGUGUCUCUAAAGUCCCCAGAUAGUACUAGAUGGAAAAUAUAUUGGACCAAGCAUGAUGGUGAGAUUUGGUUUCAAAAGGGUUGGAAGGAGUAUGCCACAUACUAUGGUCUAGAUCAUGGUCACCUGCUGUUCUUUGAAUAUGAGGGAACUUCUCAUUUUAAUGUGCACAUAUUCGACACCAGUGCCGUUGAAAUAGACUAUCCUUCCAAUGGUACUCAUCAUGGAAAGGACAGCAGCCAUGUCGAGAUUAGCGACGAUCCUGUUGAAAUUUUGGAUGAGAAAUUUUCAUGCCAAAAGACUAGAGAGAAAUCCACAGUGUCUUCUCCUCAACCUACCAAGAAAAUGAAGGCUGGACUAACUACAAAUGUUAAAAAAAGGCCCAAUGUGGUGAACUUGCAUCGGCAUGUCCAAAUUAGAAGCAUUAAAUCUCAAAAGGCAAAAUUUGUCAAGCAUGAAUUAGAUGAAGAUGAAAGUAGAGGCAUUUUUCACACUGAACGGCCAAAAGGGGAGCAAUUAACUUCUACAGCUUUAAACAGAGCCACAGCUUUCAGAUCUGAAAAUCCCUCUUUCAAGCUUGUCAUGAAUCCAUCCUUUAUUUAUGGAGACUACCUGGAAAUACCACCUGAAUUUGCAGAAAUAUAUUUGAAGAAGACACAUGCAGUUGUCAUCCUUGAGGUCUUGGAAGGGAGAACAUGGCCUGUUAUUUGUUCUGCUCCUACAAUUACUGGGGGAUGGCACAAAUUUGCAUCUGAAAAUCAUUUGAAUGUGGGGGACGUUUGUGUUUUUGAACUGAUCCAGAAGAUCCAGGGCCUUGCCUUCAAGGUUUCCAUCUUUCGAGGUGCAGAAGAACCAAGUUGCCCCAUUUCACAAGCAAGUGCCGAUGGAUUCUGUGAGGAAGUAUUUUGUAAAGAUGAACUGGAAUGUGGUGAUGUUACAGUUUAGAAAGAAAUUGUGGCCUGUAAAGUUUCUAUUAUUUUAAUACAAUUCUCAAGGCACACUCUCUGCUGGCUGGCCAUUAUUUGCAAGAGAAAAUAAACUGGAACCAGGAGAUGUUUGUGUCUUUGAGCUUGUUAAUAGAGAAGAUGCAACACUUGAGGUUCAUGUUUUCAGAGGUGAUGGUAAUACAAUGCAUUAGGGGCCGUUGGUUUCUAAUUCUAUUAAGUUUUUUUAAUAUAGUAGAUCUACUUUCAUUGGAAUCAUAUUGAUGUAGUUGAUGCUUUAAUAUCUCAACCAAGAUAUGUAUAUCAAAGGAUUUUUAGCUAUAUCAAUUUAUUUGCGCAUACAUAUGGCAU
Glycine soja is the source of this 1542-nucleotide messenger RNA. RefSeq names its product B3 domain-containing transcription factor VRN1-like. Gene Ontology annotation, molecular function: DNA binding. The coding region runs from base 110 to 1192 and encodes 360 amino acids. NCBI's taxonomy places the organism in Eukaryota, Viridiplantae, Streptophyta, Magnoliopsida, Fabales, Fabaceae. The transcript has 5 exons. The record is from RefSeq and is a predicted model, not a curated record.